AUGUCUUCGACAGAUUCUGACGAGCACGAUGAAGAAACAGUUAGAUUUAUACAACAAUUAGCUCAUACCGAUGGCAAAUUAAGAUCACCAAUCGAUUUGAACAUCAGCUAUAUGAAAGUCGUGAAUCUAAAUCCUAUACAGUGGUUCAAUUAUAAUGUCACGCCAAAAAAAUUAAAACUCACCAACACUGGGUACACUGCUAUGCUUAGUGCAACAUGGCGUGAAGAAGAGCCGUAUUUGUAUGGCGGUCCUUUCGUCGACAGUUAUAUCUUUUCGCAGCUUCAUUUCCAUUGGGGUAAGACUGAUAUGGACGGUAGCGACCAUUAUGUCGACGGUGGAAGCAUGCCAAUGGAACUGCACGCGGUACAUUAUAAGAGUGAUUAUGGAACUCAAUUCACGGCUCUUCGACAUCACGACGGUAUCACUAUAUUGGUAUACUUAUUCCAGCUGCAGGCAGCUCCUAAUCCGGUUCUGGAUGAUAUCAUAAAUACGUUACCCUUUAUCCAAGCAGCUCAGUCUUCCAUUCGUUUAAUACCUUUCUCUAUAACAAAUAUUGUGCGAUGCUUUCAACGUGAUUACUUCGUUUAUUGGGGUUCUUUAACCAUGACAAAUAUCAGAAAUAGUGUACUUUGGUUAAUAAGCAGAGAACCGUUAGGAAUAUCCAUUGAUCAAAUUGCGGAGUUUCGCACGCUAUGCGAUAAACGCAAAAUGCCGAUUUUGACAAAUCGUCAGCCGUUGCAGGAUAGAGGUAAUAGAAACGUUUUCCACGUAUGUCCUAGCGGAUCCAGAUAUGCUACGCUUCUGCCAAUUUCACGUAAUAUCAAUGAUAAAUAUAUUCGUAAAGAUAAUGUCGAUAGCAGUGAUAAACAAUAA
Messenger RNA from Temnothorax curvispinosus, 873 nucleotides. RefSeq names its product carbonic anhydrase 1-like. Gene Ontology annotation, cellular component: cytoplasm. Lineage: Eukaryota; Metazoa; Arthropoda; Insecta; Hymenoptera; Formicidae. Gene Ontology annotation, molecular function: carbonate dehydratase activity; zinc ion binding. The record is from RefSeq and is a predicted model, not a curated record. The transcript has 6 exons. The coding region runs from base 1 to 873 and encodes 290 amino acids.